Messenger RNA from Otolemur garnettii (small-eared galago), 3152 nucleotides. It is a transcript of the gene AMT, whose product is annotated as aminomethyltransferase. Gene Ontology annotation, molecular function: aminomethyltransferase activity; protein binding. Bases 1708 to 2922 code for a protein of 404 amino acids. Gene Ontology annotation, biological process: glycine catabolic process. NCBI's taxonomy places the organism in Eukaryota, Metazoa, Chordata, Mammalia, Primates, Galagidae. The transcript has 9 exons. Gene Ontology annotation, cellular component: mitochondrion. The record is from RefSeq and is a predicted model, not a curated record.
UCCUGGCAGGGAUGGUCUCUGUCACCUGGCUGCAACCCAGUUCUUCCUUCUCCUACCCUGACAACACUCCAGUUUUACUUGCUAAGAAUCCUCAGGGACCUUUGCCCUUCCUGCCAGCAUUCAUACUCCUGUCUUCUGCCUGCUUCCUCACCAUGAAUGCUUAGGGUGAGAUGACCUCUUAAAACCUGCUCCAUCUACCUAGAAGACCAUUGCUGUUGUGGGAUUCUAAUAGAUUAGGAAGGUUGAGGAAGAAACAGAAACCCCAUUGCUUCCUUUGUGCCCCCUUUGUUUUAUGCCCACAUAAAGAAAUUUCCUGUCUAAACUCUCUGCUGCCUGCCUAGGAAACAAAACUGAAGAUUUGGGUAGCUUGAGUCCCUUGGUCCCUAUUCUGGCUCCUUGAUAUAUGUUAAAAUGAGUCUGCCUAUUGGGCUUGAGCGAAUGCCUCUGGAAAUGUGGGAGUUUGAGAAUGAGACUGGGAACCUGUCUGCCGAGGUCACUCUGUCUCCAAGUGACAGAGCCCAAAGCAUGUCCCUGUCCCUUCUCUCAGUUGCCCCUUCCCAAGAGUCAUAAUCAGCAUGAAAGAGAUCGACUUUGGUGGGAGUAAGUCUAAGUGAUGAUUCUCCUUGGUGCCUUUUAAAAGGCUGAGGUCUUCCAUUAUCACAAGCCAACUUGAAUGAAGCAGGCUGUUCUUAAUGAGAAAAUCCUACUUCCUUCUCGUUCUUCCUGGCAUUUUCCCCAGGGACUAUUAUGAAGCAGUACUGCAAUGUGUUUCAGACCUGGAAAACUGGACAUGUGUGUGGCUCAGCAGUUUUUUGGAGGAAAUUCAGCCACUUUUUGGUGGCUAUCCUCCGCUCUCACCCAUCAGUUCUUGAAGGUGGUAUCUUUACCUGCAAGGUCACUUACUUAGCUCCACUUAGCAUCUUCAGAAAGGAUGAUGACUGUAGUCCUGUGUUCAGGGAGCAAGGCUCCUCAGUGUGUUGUGAGUGAAGAGGACUUGGAGUGGCAGGGACUAUGCUUCAUUCAUGGCUGUGUCCCCAGCACAGGGGUUAGUAUACAGCAAGAUCAAUAAAUAACUUGUGGGGGGUGGUGCCUAUGGCUCAAAGGAGUAGGGCACCGGUCCCAUAUGCUGGAUGUGGCGGUUUCAAACCCAGCCCUGGCCAAAAACUGCAAAAAAAAAAAAAAAAAGAAUAAAUAACUUGUGGAAUGCAUGACUGUGUUGGCUGCCUGUGUCUGUCUGGUGGGAAGGCUGGGGACCCCCAUGAGAAGUAAGGCUAUUGUGCUGCUUUCUAUGGUGCAGCCUGCCUCCCAGCCUGGCUUCACCCUCCUGUGACUUUUCCAUUUUCCCCAGCCCCCAUUUGACCUUAACAUUCCUGAGGUCCUGAAUGAAUAUGUGAUCAGGUCUUUUAGCCUUUCCCAGAACUUUGACCCUUGGGAGGCAGGGCGGUUCUAGAGAGGGAGGUAUAGCCCUCAGCUCUGGUUCCGCCUGACCCACACUGAAAGCCAACAGAAAGGGCCUGAGGCUGUUUCUCGCAGUCUGGAGUCCUGCACUUGCCGCUCUAAAUCCCAGCCUGCCCUGGGGGCUACCCGCCCCCUUUUCUGAUCCUCUGCACUGGAGAGAGACCUUUCUAAGCAGAGGCCUGGACUACAUCUCCCGGCGUUCCUGGCAGAGUGGCGGCCUCUGUGCGCCGUCUGCACUGGUUGCUCGUGAUGAUGCAGCUGGCAGUGAGCAUGGUGGCCCGUCUGGGCGUUUGCUCUCAUGCACUUCCCUCAGUCCUGGGUCGUCAGCUCAGUUGUGCACAGGACAAGCUCCGCCGGACACCACUCUAUGACUUCCACCUGGCCCAUGGCGGGAAAAUGGUGGCGUUUGCGGGUUGGAGUCUGCCAGUGCAGUACCGAGACAGUCAUGUUGACUCGCACCUACACACACGCCAGCACUGCUCGCUCUUUGACGUGUCUCACAUGCUGCAGACCAAGAUACUCGGUAGUGACCGGGUGAAGCUGAUGGAGAGUAUAGUAGUUGGAGACAUUGCAGAACUAAGGCCAAACCAGGGGACACUGUCACUGUUUACCAAUGAGGCUGGAGGCAUCUUAGACGACUUGAUUGUGACCAAUGCUUCCGAAGGGCACUUGUAUGUGGUGUCCAAUGCUGGCUGCCGGGAGAAGGACUUGGCCCUUAUGCAGGAAAAGGUCAAGGAGCUUCAGAACAGGGGCAGUGAUGUGGCCUUGGAAGUGGUGGACAAUGCCCUGCUAGCCUUGCAAGGACCCACUGCGGCACAGGUGCUGCAGGCCGGCGUGGCAGAUGACCUGAAGAAACUGCCCUUCAUGACCAGUGCUGUGAUGGAGGUGUUUGGCGUGUCUGGCUGCCGUGUGACCCGCUGUGGCUACACAGGAGAGGAUGGUGUGGAGAUUUCGGUGCCGGCAGUGGGGGUAAUUCACCUGGCAACAGCUCUGCUGGAAAACCCGGAGGUGAAGCUGGCAGGGCUGGCGGCCAGGGACAGCCUGCGCCUGGAGGCAGGCCUCUGCCUAUAUGGGAAGGACAUUGAUGAACACACUACACCUGUGGAGGGCAGUCUCAGCUGGACAUUGGGGAAGCGCCGCCGAGCUGCUAUGGACUUCCCUGGAGCCAAAGCCAUCGUUCCCCAACUGAAGGGCAAAGUACAGCGGAGGCGUGUGGGGUUGAUGUGUGAGGGGGCCCCAAUGCGGGAGCACAGUCCCAUCCUGAGCAUGGAGGGUGCUGUGAUUGGUACUGUGACCAGUGGCUGCCCCUCACCCUGCCUGAAGAAGAAUGUGGCGAUGGGUUAUGUACCCUAUGAGUACAGUAGGCCAGGGACACAGCUGCUGGUAGAGGUGCGGCGGAAGCAGCAGAUGGUUGUGGUCAGCAAGAUGCCCUUUGUACCCACAAACUACUAUAUCCUAAAAUAAGAUGGCACAGGGCAGGGCUCUCCUCUGCAGGAAUCUUGCCCUGGAGGGCAUCCCAUAAGAUAGAGAUAGAAUUCUGAGGAAGCUGAGAUAGAAUUCAGUCUAGUGGACUGCUAGAGUAGUCUAUCCCACCCAACCCCCCAACCCAUGCUGCUCCAACUUUUUUGUGAGACAGUCUCACUUUGUCCCCUUUGGUAGAGUGCUGUGGCAUCAUAGCUCACAGCAACCUCCAA